Messenger RNA from Jatropha curcas, 2654 nucleotides. Its product is annotated as P-loop containing nucleoside triphosphate hydrolases superfamily protein. NCBI's taxonomy places the organism in Eukaryota, Viridiplantae, Streptophyta, Magnoliopsida, Malpighiales, Euphorbiaceae. Gene Ontology annotation, molecular function: GTP binding. The record is from RefSeq and is a predicted model, not a curated record.
CAAAAUGGAAGUGUGCGCUAAAUCCUUUUAGGUUGAUGAUUAAAAUGCACCGUAUUAUUGUUCAAAGCGGAAAUCUCACUAAAAUUUUCGCCAUAAACCCUACUCUCCUUCGCUCCAACAUCUCCAUCAAUUACCGGCAAGCCCAACUCCCUCGCCCCACUCACGUGGAAGCCUCCACUUCCGUUCGAAACGGAACUCUAUAAGGAUUCCUUUUUGUCUUAACCGCAUUUGCUUUGCUUUAGUUCGUCAAGAUUACUAUCAGUGGCAAGUGCAAUUGAUGAAACUUCGAGCUUUGCUCCUGAAGAACAUGACGGAGCAGUAGUAGUGGAAGUCGCUACUUCUAUUGAAAAGAAACCGUAUAGCAAAAGCAUAUCAGCUGAACCACCGGCUAAAAUCCUGACCUGAAUAGGUGAUGCUCUAAUAUCUAUACCAAUGGAAUUUUAUUGGCUGUAGGCUACAAAGGGCGUUAAUUUUUCUUGAAUUGGAAUGUUGAGCUAGAGGCAAUUUGGAGCUAUAAGCUUGAUACGGAAUACUUGAAUUUGGACAUACUUAGAAUUCUGAGAAGGAAAGAACAGGGAGGCUAUCGAAAAAUUUUACAAGAGGAGGAAGUUUUAUGCCGAUGGACUUGAAAUCAAGGGGAAAAAGUAAAAAAGUCCACUAUCAUAGUCAACAAGGGAAUAGGAGUAUGCUUGAUGGGAAGGGAAAGGUACCUGUUAAUUCAGAUAGGAAAACGAAGAGAAUCUUUGCUGAUCAAUAUGUUGAUGCAGAACUGACAACCGGCAGAAAGACAAAGGAAAGGAAUCGCAAAGUACCACCUCGCUCAAUUUGGGUUUCUAGUAGAAUGAAGGAUGCUACUUCAUCAACAGCACAUGCACAGGAGUUCAAUGGUGAAUGGACCAGCAAGGGGAAGGAGGCAGAUGUAUUGGGUUGUAACACGUAUGGUUUAUUGAAGAAGCACAACCAAAGAAAAUCUGACAGGAGUAAGCGCUUGAUUCAAAGUCAAACAAAGCAUUCUGAUGUAUCUCCUUCAGCAUAUGCAAAGAAAACUGUUCGGAAAAAACAAAGCCUCACUAAUGAUGAUUCAGAGCUAGAUGAUCAGCCAAAGAAGAAAAAGCGCAUAAUUCGGUUAGAUCCACAUGAUAUCUCCAAUAAACGGCUGGAUGAUGGAAUAGUUACUAACGAGAAUACGGAAGAGAAGAAAACAGAAAUUGAGAAAGAAGCUGAAAUGUCAAAGAAUGCAGAAUUUCGUGCAAUAAAACCUAGUCCAUCCAUCCUUUCCUUUGUGGAAGAUAAUUUGUUAGGCCGAAGACGGUUGAUUGAGCUGAAAAGGGCGGGCUACAACGUUGAGCUAUCUGCACCAUUAGAUAAUAUUCCCUUCUCUACAAGCUCUGAGAGAGAACGGAUUGAAGAAAAUAUUUUUAGGAAUAAAAUGGAAUUUUUUGCUGCUGCAAAAGUGUCAUCUUCAUUCCCAGCUCCUGAUCUUCCAGAGAUUGCAUUUGCAGGAAGGUCAAAUGUUGGAAAAUCAUCGCUACUUAAUGCACUUACUAGACAAUGGGGUGUUGCACGGACAUCAGACAAGCCUGGCCUUACUCAGACUAUUAAUUUUUUCAAGCUGGGUUCAAAGCUCUGUUUGGUCGAUUUGCCUGGAUAUGGGUUUGCUUAUGCCAAAGAAGAGGUUAAAGAUGCUUGGGAGGAGCUUGUAAAGGAAUAUGUAUCUACAAGGGUUGGUCUAAAACGAGUAUGUCUUCUUGUUGACACAAAAUGGGGAAUGAAGCCAAGAGACCAUGAACUCAUUGAUUUGAUGGAAAGAUACCAGACUAGAUACCAGAUUGUGUUGACCAAGACAGAUGUGGUAUUUCCAAUUGAUGUGGCACGCCGUGCUAUGCAAAUUGAAGAGAGACUUAAGGCUAACAAAUCUAUAGUUCAGCCUGUGAUGAUGGUAAGCUCAAAAUCUGGAGCUGGUAUUCAGAGUUUAAGAACAGUGCUUACCAAGAUUGCUCGAUUUGCCAAACUCUAAUUCAUCGUCAGGACUGAGCGUUCUGCUGAUGCAAAUUUCAUGGCAGUAUGAAGGUGCAUGCUGCAAAGUGCAUACUUAUUUGUUUGUCUGCCGGGUGGUAAUUGCCUGAUUGCCUGCCCAUUUAAGCAAGCAAGAUGACACUUGGUGGAGUUGAAGACUUUUCAUAUUUGGCGUAAUAGUUGAUCGUGAUUGCACAUUAUUUUUUUGCUUCGGAUAUUCAGAUACUCGAUGCGAUGCAAGUAGGUUUUCCAUUGUGGCAGAAAUCAUCAAUUUUGGGAUUACAGCAAGGAUGUUUGUGCCUUGGCUGAUUUAGUUAGAUGAUGUAGGGUUUGUUUUUCAUUAUGCAGUUCAAAGUUGAUAGACCAUAAUUAGAUAGUCUAAUUUAUUUGUUAUAUAUUGAAAUGCAUUACUACUAGGCUACAUUUGGCAAGUGGUAAUGCCCAAAUAAAUUAUAGUAAAAACUUACAUUACAAAUUCAUCUGGUUAUGUUAUAUUAUAUUUCAUUACAGUUCACUCAAAUGUAGCCUAAGAUUGCAGAAGCAAGUCCUGCUUUUAGACAUAGCCAAGUGGCUAUCGCAUGAAUAGAAAUGGUGAGCUAGUUUUUUCAUUACCAUAUUAUAAGUGGUAUAAAUGAGAG